GACAUUGGAAACUGAGCUUUCAGUCACAUAACCUCAAUCGCGUGGGUGCUCCUCCAGGUGGUGCGUUUUCCGGCAAAUAUCCAUCAAAAUGAGCUCCAAGACCGCAUCCUCCAGCAAGGGAACUUUCCAGCCAGAUUCCGAUGUCCACAUUACAUAUGAGGAUCAGCAGAAGAUAAACAUCUUCGCGAAGCACAAUGCCAAGCUUGAGGAUCUGCGGGAGGAGCUGAAGGGGAAGCAGAAUGACUUGAAGAAUCUCGAGGAGGCCAGCGAUGAGAUUGAGUUGUUCGAUGAAGACGAGCAAAUUCCCUUCCUUCUCGGCGAAGUGUUCAUUUCGCACAAUCUGCCCAAGACUCAGGAGCUCCUCACGGACGCCAAGGAGAAGAAAAAGAAGGAGAUCAAGGAAAUCGAGUCGAAGUGCAAGGAAUUGGGCGAUAUCAUCGGUGACUUGAAGUCGCAGCUCUACGGGCGCUUCGGGAGUCACAUUUACUUGGAGAAUGACGAGGACUGAUGGCCCAAGGGCACUUUCCGGGCGUGAACAGCUUGUAUUAAGGAUCAUAAAUAAAAAAAUUGGAGCUCUCAUAAGCAUAA
This is a messenger RNA of Phlebotomus argentipes, 588 nucleotides long. It is a transcript of the gene Pfdn4, whose product is annotated as probable prefoldin subunit 4. Gene Ontology annotation, cellular component: prefoldin complex; cytoplasm. Gene Ontology annotation, biological process: protein folding. The transcript is spliced from 2 exons. The record is from RefSeq and is a predicted model, not a curated record. Bases 89 to 508 code for a protein of 139 amino acids. Lineage: Eukaryota; Metazoa; Arthropoda; Insecta; Diptera; Psychodidae.